AUGGCAUCAACAUUGAAAAUUACACGUAUUGAAACAGGAGAAACAAAUGAAUCAAGUUUAGCAUCACUUGAUUUUGCUCAUACUAAUCUAUCUGUAACAACGGCAGAAAGACGUUAUCAUAUACCAAUAUCUCAAUCAUUUAUUGAUCUUCAACACUAUGCCAAUGAUCCAGGACAUAUUGUAACACUAUUUGAUUCAAUCAAAAGUCAACAAUCAAUUCAACUUGUUCCAACAAUUCGUUUAAAUGAAAAAGAUAUUUUAAAAAUUGCAUCAUUUGAUCAAAGUAUUGGUACACUUGUUUAUGUUGUUCGUAGUAUUGCAACACUUUACACAUCGGAUUUUGAUACUAUGACUAAUUUAAGAGAUUAA
Molecule: messenger RNA, 369 nt
Organism: Rotaria sp. Silwood1
Lineage: Eukaryota; Metazoa; Rotifera; Eurotatoria; Philodinida; Philodinidae
Source: the annotation of a GenBank genome assembly